Molecule: messenger RNA, 4572 nt
Organism: Bombina bombina (fire-bellied toad)
Lineage: Eukaryota; Metazoa; Chordata; Amphibia; Anura; Bombinatoridae
Product: HHIP-like protein 1
Exons: 10
Coding region: 1391-4072 (893 amino acids)
Cellular component (GO): membrane
Source: RefSeq, a predicted model, not a curated record
UUGUUUUUUUGGUAUCCUUUGUUGUAGAGCAUACCUAUGUAGGCUUAGGAGUAGCACCAGCUAGCAAUACCAACAGAUGUGUUCAGCUAGCUCCCAUUGUGUACUUGUUUGCCAUAUUGUUUAUAGUAAUGCUAUAUAUAGAUGCAGACACGUGCACGCUCCUGAGCUCCUAUCAGCCUCCCUAGAUUUACUCUUCAACAAAGGAUAGCAUGAGAACAAAGCAAAUGUUAUAAUAUAAGUAAAUUAGAAUGUUGUUUAAAUUUGCAUCCUCUAUCUAAAUCAUGAUUUAUUAUCCAAUUUAAUCAUCUUCAAAUGUUAUUUGCCAUUAUAGACAACAAAUCCAAAAGGCAUCUGAUUGCAACAUUAAUAAGUUCCCUUUUAGGUUUGAAUAGUAAAAUCAGCUGAUAUUUUUGUGGGUUUUACUGCAAUAAAAUUGGAUUUUUUAAAAAGCUGGGAAAAAUUCCAGUUAUGACUUGCUAAUGAGACAUCAGUUCUGAGGUUUAAGAGAGAAUGCAGACAAUUGGUGAUUAAGAUAAAGUUGAAGAGGGAUGAGGGGGGGGCAGACUAAAGCACUGAGCUUACAGAGGAAAGUUGGUAGAAUCAUUUGAGGAAGGGAGAGAAACAGGAGGAAAGCAGAUAUUGGGGAAAAAAAAGAAAAUGAGAAAAUAAAGAUCUAGAGAAGGAGCAAACAGUAAAGACCGUGGGACUGGGGACCGUGCAGGAUGACAAGGUAAACAAGGCACAUAUGUGUGAGACGGGAAGGAGGAGAAUAAAAGGACAAAAACGUAAAGAAUUAGAGAAGAGGAAGAGGGGGAGGGAUAGAAAUAAGAGAAGGUAUAGAGAGGGAGGGAGGGAGGUAACGGCGAAGGGGAGAGAGAAAGACACCGGCUGAGGAGGAGGUGGUGGUGACACAUGGGACAGAGAAGACGGGAUGAGGGAGAGAACGUACUAUAGAGGUAGAUGAAAGAGAGAGAAUGAGUAGAUGGUGGAAGCCAGAGGGGAGAAAACAGAGAUAGGGAGGAAGGAAGGAAAGAAAUAGAAAGAAAGAUAGAAACAGGAUAUAGAGGAGAUAAUAUAUAAGGAGGUAGAGAAAAGGGAGAAAAAGAAAAAGAGAAUAGAAAUGAAAGGAUACAGAAGAGAGUAAAGAGAAUAUACUGAGAGAGAAUAGAAAUAGAGGGAGAAAAAGAGAGAGAAUGAGAGAGAUCAGGACAGACGACAAAAUGAAGAAAGAAUAUAAAGAAAAUUAAAUGGGAGACCCAAUACAAAGACGAUAAAUAAAGAGGAAGAGCACAGAGUGAGGCGAGACGCUGAUGGGACAAAAAGAACACCCACGGAGUGAACAAACCGGAGCGGCAGCCUUCAUCUGGAGCACAUUUUUGGCCAAUCAGUAAUGGUUCUCCUGUGGCUUCUGUUAGUUUUGGCCCCCUGGCUAACAGAUGGUCACCCACAGUGCCUGGAUUACAAGCCACCUUUCCAGCCUUCCAGGCCACUAACCUUCUGCACAUCUUAUACCUCCUUUGGGUGCUGUGACAAUUCCCAGGACUCUGCGAUCUCUGAGAGGUAUAGAUACAUUGCCUCCUUUCUGGACCACUCCGCAGUGGCCAUUUGUGGCAACUACCUCAAGGAUAUCCUGUGCCAGGAGUGUUCACCUUAUGCCGCCCAUUUAUUUGAUGCUGAAGAUGCCAACACCCCCCUCCGUGACCUGCCAGGGCUAUGUGGCAACUACUGUACAGAGUUUUGGACACGUUGUCGAUAUACACUCAGUCUUCUUAUUGAGGACAGAGAUGUAGGGGCUAUAGAGGGCAGCCUUGUCAAGUUCUGCCGCUUUCUGACUUUAGAUGAUGUUAACUACUGCUACCCUAAUGUUUUAACAAACGCUGAGCUCAAUAAUGGGUUGGGGAAUGUAAAAGAAGAUGAGGAAGGAUGUCUUCAGUUAUGUCUACAAGAAAUCGCCAAUGGACUACGUAAUCCAGUAGCCAUGGUUCACGCUAAUGAUGGGACUCACCGUUUCUUCAUAGCUGAGCAGAUGGGUUACAUCUGGGUUUACCUUCCUAAUGGCUCACGCAUUGACAAUCCUUUUUUGAACAUCUCCAAAGCUGUACUGACCUCCCCAUGGGCUGGAGACGAAAGGGGAUUCCUAGGAAUUGCCAUGCACCCCAAUUUUCGCCAUAAUGGAAAGUUUUAUGUUUACUACUCUAUCUAUGCCAAGAAGGAGGAGAGAAUAAGGAUAUCUGAAUUCCAUUUGUCAACUGACAAUAUCAACAUGGCAGAUCACACUUCUGAAAGAGUAAUCUUAGAGGUGACAGAGCCAGCGUCCAACCACAACGGGGGACAGAUCCUGUUUGGAACAGAUGGAUAUCUAUACAUCUUCACUGGGGAUGGGGGUCGAGCGGGUGACCCAUUUGGACAAUUUGGAAAUGCCCAGAACAAGUCCUCCCUUCUGGGUAAAGUCCUACGCAUAAAUGUGACAGGCAACGAGAAAGGCCCACCCUACCGAAUCCCACCAGACAACCCUUUCCUGCGGGAUCGCAGGGCCCGACCUGAGGUAUUCGCUUACGGCGCCAGAAAUAUGUGGCGAUGUUCUGUGGACAGGGGCGAUCCGGUGACUGGGAGUGGACAGGGAAGAAUCAUCUGUGGGGACGUAGGGCAAAACAAGUUUGAAGAAGUGGAUCUAAUCAAAAAAGGAGGGAAUUAUGGAUGGAGGGCCAAGGAAGGCUUUUCGUGUUAUGACAGAAAGCUGUGCAACAAUGCCUCGCUCAAUGACAUCCUACCCAUAUUUGCCUAUCCGCACUCACUGGGGAAGUCCGUAACCGGGGGAUACAUCUACAGGGGCUGUCAGAUGCCCAAUUUGAAUGGUCGAUACAUCUUUGGAGACUUUAUGAGCGGGCGGCUGAUGUCCCUAAAAGAAGAUAAAACCGACGGACAAUGGCACUACACAGAACUCUGUAUGGGAAAAGGCAUCACUUGUAACUUUCCUAAACUCAUCAACAGCUACUUCCCAUAUAUCAUCUCGUUUGGGGAGGACGAGGCAGGUGAGCUUUACUUCUUAUCAACUGGAACACCCAGUGCGGCGGUGGCAGGCGGCGUAAUGUACAAGAUUGUGGAUCCAUCUAAGAGAGCUACACCAGGCAAAUGUUCUCGUAAUCCUCGACCUGUUCCAGUGAAAGGGAAACUUGUGGAUUUUUAUCCAAAGCAAAAACUUAUCUUAAAAUCUGCAACAAAGCCUCCUCUGACGACCAUAACUAGUAGAGGUGAAGAUAGAAGGAGAUUUAGUACUACAACAGAGCCGCGCAUUACCUCUAAAACUUACCCAACUAUUACCUCAGUGAGAACUACCAGCUCCCCCAAGUACGUAACACCUGCACCUCUUCCUAAACCAACUAUCACAAGGCAGUGGCUAACGCAAGUGCCACAUACACAGAAGCCCGUAACUAUGAAAAAGAAAGAAGGAAGAAUGACAGCAACUCUGCAACCACCAAUAACUCAACGGAGGGCAACAAUGUCUUGGCACAAUGAACUGGUAGACAUGUUCACUGCAAGGGGGAGAUCCUACACAACUGUAAAGCCACCUUUUGCCACCACAACACAACUACCCAAGAAAAAAACUCAGACGGUUAGCAAACAAUCAAACAAGAAGCAUAAAGGUUCAAAAAAGGUCAAGACAAAAAUCAUCAAGAAGAUCAAAAACAAACGGAAGAAAAUCAAGCACGGGACAGUGCGCCUCGUCAAUGCAGCCAACCUUCCUGAUCGAGGUAGGGUGGAGAUUCACAUCAAUGGGGAAUGGGGAACAGUCUGCAAUGAUAGGUUUGACAGUAGGGCAGGGGCAGUAGUCUGUCAGCAGCUGGGGUAUCCAUUUGUGUUGAAAGUGACAAAGAAAGCGGAGUUUGGAGAAGGUAAACAGCUUAGGAUACUGCUGGAUGAAGUCAGAUGUGAAGGACUGGAGAGCACCCUCUUGGAAUGCCGCAGGUCAAAGGUCGGAGAACAUGACUGCUCUCAUGAAGAAGAUGUUGGCGUUGUGUGUGGAAUGAAGGAGGAAGAAUACAGUGAGGAGAAACCAUCAUCGAAGCCAUAAGCUGAGCAGUAUUGUCCAAUAAACAUUUGAUGAUUUAUGGCUUGUAAAAUACCUCCAAGUUUUGACAUUGUGAUCUGGAAAUUCAUAAUUUUAUGUAUAUUUCAGAAUUGUUUAAAGAAAUUAAAGGAGGUAUUGGGAGAUGUGCAAGUAGAGCUUCAGUUGGUUGGAGGAACCGGAUACUUGUUAGAUAUAAAUAAGAAGACGGUUUCUUUCCAUAAUUUUAUGGAGCUGAAGAUCAGGAGAUUUAGAUGUGGACAGAAAUCAAACUUACAGACUUUUCUUAACUUGAUCUCAACCACUAUAUCCUCAUGAAUUGUUUUACCGUUAUUUUUUUUUUUUUUUACUGAAAAAGCAAUGACUUGUCCUUAGCUGGUCUUGGGUUAUAUAAUAAUGGAAUUAACAUAUCAAACUAAAUAGUGUUGUUAAUGGAACACUCUAAAAGAAAGGGAUGUCCAAAUCUAAAGGCUGGACAAAAAGCUACUCAUUUGUAUAUGUAUGUU